GGCUGGGAGAGGUAGAUGGCUGGGGCCAAAGGCGAGGGCUGGGAGAGGUGCUGGCCUCCGGGCCCAGCCCAGUACUGGGGGCAGGAUUCAGAAAAGAGCUUUGGUCGCCGCACAGUUCCUACCGCUGAUAACAUCAGUGGGCGUGUCAGGCGGUGCCGGGGAGAGAGUGCGCGCGCCGGGGAAGGCGGGAGGGCGCGCGCACAAAGUUUGUGCCUGCGGGUGCGCGUCGGGCGGGCUCGCCCGGCUCCCAGAGCAGCGGGUGGGCGGCCCGAGGGCGGAGAGGCCCGGGGCGAAGGGCCGCGCUGGCAGCGGCAGCGGCCGUGGCGAGGCGAUGCGCCCCGCCGAGCCCGUCCCGCCGCGCUAGGUGAAACGUCUCCACGAGCGCGGCCGCGGCCAUGGGCACCCUGGGCAAGGCGAGAGAGGCUCCGCGAUGCAGAUGGAAACCUGUGUCGAAGUAACCAACUGCUGCAAGUCAUGCUGACCAUGCACCGAGUUAUCAUUUCCUCUGCGGAACUGCUCCAAAAAGUGAUCGCCCUGUAUAAGGACGCCUGGGCCAAGAAGUCACCAGGGCUGUGCCUGAAGAUCUGCUACUUCGUAAGGUACUGGAUAACGGAAUUCUGGACCAUGUUUAAAAUGGAUGCCAGCUUGACGAACACCAUGGAGGAGUUUCAGGAACUGGUGAAGGCUAGUGGGGAGGAGUUACACUGCCGCCUGAUCGACACAACUCAAAUCAAUGCCCGUGACUGGUCCAGGAAACUUACUCAAAGGAUAAAAUCGAACACCAGCAAGAAACGGAAAGUCUCCCUGCUCUUUGACCACCUGGAACCGGAAGAGCUGUCGGAGCACCUCACCUACCUGGAGUUCAAGUCCUUCCGGAGGAUCUCCUUCUCCGACUACCAGAAUUACGCGGUGAACAGCUGUGUGAAGGAGAACCCCACCAUGGAGCGGUCCAUAGCCCUGUGCAACGGCAUCUCCCAGUGGGUGCAGCUGAUGGUGCUCAGCUGCCCCACCCCGCAGCUCCGAGCUGAGGUCUUCAUUAAGUUCAUCCAGGUGGCUCAGAAGCUCCACCAACUACAGAACUUCAAUACUUUGAUGGCCGUGAUAGGCGGCCUGUGUCACAGCUCCAUCUCCAGGCUCAAGGAGACAAGCUCACACGUCCCCCAUGAAAUCAACAAGGUCCUGGGUGAGAUGACGGAGCUGCUGUCCUCCUGCAGAAACUAUGACAACUACCGGCGAGCCUAUGGGGAGUGCACCCACUUCAAGAUCCCCAUCCUGGGGGUGCACCUCAAGGACCUCAUCUCCCUGUAUGAAGCCAUGCCCGACUACCUAGAGGAUGGGAAGGUGAACGUCCACAAGCUGCUGGCCCUUUACAAUCACAUCAACGAACUGGUCCAGCUGCAGGAGGUGGCCCCGCCCUUGGAGGCCAACAAGGACUUGGUGCACCUGCUGACGUUAUCCCUCGAUCUCUAUUACACUGAGGAUGAAAUCUACGAGCUCUCCUAUGCCCGGGAACCAAGGAACCACAGAGCCCCCCCACUAACACCUUCAAAGCCACCAGUAGUAGUGGACUGGGCCUCUGGGGUAUCUCCCAAACCUGACCCAAAGACUAUAAGCAAGCACGUCCAGCGGAUGGUGGAUUCUGUCUUCAAGAACUAUGAUCAUGACCAAGACGGAUACAUUUCUCAGGAAGAAUUUGAAAAAAUUGCUGCGAGUUUUCCGUUUUCCUUCUGUGUGAUGGACAAAGACAGGGAAGGCCUCAUCAGCCGGGACGAGAUCACGGCCUACUUCAUGAGGGCCAGCUCCAUCUACUCCAAGCUGGGCCUGGGCUUUCCUCACAACUUCCAAGAGACAACCUACCUGAAGCCUACUUUCUGUGACAACUGUGCUGGAUUUCUCUGGGGAGUGAUCAAACAAGGAUAUCGAUGUAAAGACUGCGGGAUGAACUGCCACAAACAAUGCAAAGAUCUGGUUGUGUUCGAGUGCAAGAAGCGAGCCAAGAACUCAGCAGCUCUCACAGACAAUAGCACCGCUGUGGGGCCAACGUUCAACCUCUGCUCAUUGGGAGCCAAAGACCUGCUCCAUGCACCUGAGGAUGGACCUUUUCCAUUCCCUAAUGGGGAGGCUGUGGAACAAAGUGAAGAAAGUAAAGAUCGGACCAUCAUGCUCAUGGGAGUGUCCUCACAGAAGAUUUCUGUUCGGCUGAGGAGGACUGUCGCCCACAAGGCCACCCAGACCGAAGCACUGCCUUGGAUGGGCAGCGAGGGCCCUUCUGGUCCUUUUGCGCUAUCUUCCCCAAGGAAGACAGCCCAGGACACUCUGUACGUGCUUCCUAGUCCUACGUCUCCAUGCCCCAGCCCAGUCUUGGUCAGAAAGCGGGCUUUUGUCAAGUGGGAGAAUAAAGACUCCUUCAUGAAAUCAAAGGAGGAACUCCGCCACCUCAGACUCCCAACUUACCAAGAGCUGGAACAGGUCUUGACAUUUUACAUGUCCAUGAAAAGGAACAAUGUAGAUGGCAACAAUGACUUCCUGAUGCAAGAAAUGGGUGGUAGAGAGAUUUCAUAUGAGGAAAUAAAUACACUGAAAGCAGAUAAUGAUGCUCUAAAGAUCCAACUGAGAUAUGCACAGAAGAAAAUAGAAGGACUCCAACUUGCAAAAAGCAAUCAUGUCUUAGCUCAGAUGGAACAGGGUGACAGUUCUUAGCCCAGAAACGCAAGAAGCACAAUCUGUAGAUAAAUGGAUCAGAGAUCUCAUUUCCCAAACCAGUCAACACAAAGAUUGGGGAAUCUUAGAGUGACCAGCUUUAAAGGGGGUACUUUAAAAAGGAAAAGCUAGUCUCUCCCCCCACCCCCCCCCCACCCCGGUAAUGUGUGAUAUUGUUUUCUCUUCCAGUCAGUUGAAUCAAAGGGGAGGAAAACUGAAAAAUGCAAAAUUUUUGCCAUUCAUACCACUAACAUUUUCCCCUGAGACUAAGGGCAAAAGUAAGAAAAAACAUGACUAUAGUUUUCUGACAAGGUAGCUUCUCCUAUGUGGCCUGCCUGGCUGCUUCUUCCUCAGAACUAAAAUCUCUGGAAAAUAAAUUUGCUUCCUUCCCUGGGGUUUUCUGUAAACUGGGGAAUUUACUUUGUUCCACUCAAAGCUUAUUUAUAAUAUUAAAGUAGAUUCACUUCCUCUACAUUCCAGCAUUCUUUAUGAAUCUGGUUCCCGAUUCACUACCUCAAAUCUAAUCAAUUAGCCCCUCCCACCCCAUCCUUCCUCACUGUGCUCAUCAUAUACACGAGGAUAUCUACCUAGAGCUGAACUUCUAGAAUGUAAGUACAAAUUGUGGAGGCCUAUUCAACAACAUGACAUUAUCCAGUUGUAUAUCAACUAAUAGAUUUAGUCACAAAGUCACAAUAAAUAAGUAAUCAAAUUAAAUACCUGAAAACAUAACUAUUACCAUUUUAUACAUGACUGAGUAAUUAGCUAAAAUAAACAUAAUGCAAACAUGUCUGUCCUCUACAGUGGAUAGAACUAGGACUUUAUGGCUAUUUUUUAAAAAACAGUCUGCUUAGCUCUUCAUGUGCCAUCUUUACCCUUUUUUAAGUAACUUUUUGAGCUGAAUUUGUGCUUACCAGUAUACUGCCUUCACUGUUAAUACCGUUUAGAAAUAAGCUAAUUGGAUCAGAGCCUUCAAUAACAGCUGACAGCGUGUAUAUAUGUGUAUAUAUUGUGUAUAUACAGUAUCAGGCAUGCAUGUGACUUGGAAUUUUGUUUCCCCCUUCAUAAAAUGUGGAAGUGAAUUAAACAACUUUUAGUCAUUUACAUAAAUUCACAAAUAUAAGUUCAGUUUGUUAUAAGAUGAAGAAUUUACUCACAAUGUAAAUUGUAUUGUUUGCAACCUCACAAGUAAGAGCCCUGUGAGUUAUCUAUUAAUGAAAGUUAAUGAUGAAUGGGCUCAUUUAGUUGUCUGGGCAACUGAUCACUAACUCCUUUGUUAGACUACUU
Myotis daubentonii (Daubenton's bat) is the source of this 3984-nucleotide messenger RNA. It is a transcript of the gene RASGRP1, whose product is annotated as RAS guanyl releasing protein 1. The record is from RefSeq and is a predicted model, not a curated record. Lineage: Eukaryota; Metazoa; Chordata; Mammalia; Chiroptera; Vespertilionidae. Gene Ontology annotation, biological process: Ras protein signal transduction. Gene Ontology annotation, cellular component: plasma membrane. Gene Ontology annotation, molecular function: guanyl-nucleotide exchange factor activity; calcium ion binding.